Jaminaea rosea is the source of this 1725-nucleotide messenger RNA. RefSeq names its product WD40 repeat-like protein. The annotation marks the transcript as partial. Gene Ontology annotation, molecular function: protein binding. The transcript is spliced from 2 exons. Gene Ontology annotation, cellular component: nucleus. Gene Ontology annotation, biological process: rRNA processing. Lineage: Eukaryota; Fungi; Basidiomycota; Exobasidiomycetes; Microstromatales. The record is from RefSeq and is a predicted model, not a curated record.
AUGAUCUCCAGUCUCGCCUGGGUCAGAAAGGGGGCGGCAGCCCGGCAUCCGCAAAAGUUCAACAUCACCGAUGAAGAUGAGCUUCAGCGUGUUCAGAAGUUGACCAACCUCGAGUUCGGAGACGCGCAGCAGCAGUUGGAGGAAGCGAGGAAAGAGGCAGAGGGAAUGGAUGGCGGCGAUGGUUGGCAGGAUGACGACGAUGAUGAUCAAGACGCAGAUGAGUCGAUGGACCAAGAUACCAAGACAGAGAAGGCAGAAGAGGAAAAGGGCGCCGAUGAGGACGAGCUCGCAAAGUACAAGCUCGACACGUACGAUGAAGAGCAGUCUACAGGAAUUGCAAUGGGCGCCUUCUCCAACAUCAAGGGCCUCUCCUUCUACAAGUCAAACGACGAUGACCCAUACAUUACCCUCAAGGACGGCGACAAGGACAUUGAUGGCCAAGACGACGAUGAUGAAGAGCGAGAAGCGCUCGAAGUGCUGCCUUCGGACAACUUGUUGAUCUCAGCAAAGACGGAAGAUGACGUCUCCCUCAUCGAGGCUCACGUAUAUGCACCCGUCACCGAAGAGGCGCCUGAAGGCUCGUCGUUGUAUGUGCAUCACGAUCUGCUUCUGCCCUCAUUCCCGCUCUGCCUCGAAUGGCUCAGCCACUCGCCAGCAGCCGCCUCAUCCUCGACAAAUACCAAUGGCGCUACCCGCGCAUCACAGGGCAACUACCUCGCCGUCUCCACCAUGGACCCAGAGAUCGAGAUCUGGAACAUGGAUAUCAUUGAUGGCCUUGUACCCUCCGCCGUGCUGGGCAACAGGGAAGCCUCAAAGGCGUGGGAGAAGCAGGCAAAGAAGAAGGGCACGGGAAAGAAGAAGCGUCGCGAGCUCGCUGUUCGUCCAAACUCACCUCAUCAUCAUACUGAUGCGGUCUUGUGUCUCUCUUGGAACCCUUUUGUGCCCAAUCUGCUCGCUUCUUCAUCGGCAGAUGGGACCGUCAAGCUCUGGGAUCUCGACGCAGCACCGAAAGAGCAUGGCGGACUGGAGGCGUUGCGAUCCUUCGAGGGGUUGCACAGCGACAAGGUGCAGUCCGUUGCGUGGAACACCGCUGUACGCUCCGUCCUCGCUUCAGGCGGGUACGACGGGCAAGUAAAGAUCUUCGACGUCCGUCAGCCAGGCGUGGUCAUCUGCUCAGUGAAAGUCGACGGGGAAAUCGAGAAGGUGAGGUGGAAUCCUUGGAGGUGUAACAACUUGCUGGUCAGCUUGGACUCGGGACUCGUCCACAGCUACGAUGUCGACGCGGUUGCGUCAUCAGCCGCAGCGACGGGGGCGAGCCAAGCACGCUCCCUCUUCACCCUAUCGGCGCACUCCUCCGCCUGCACCAGCAUGGAUAUCAGCCCGCAUAUCCCCGGCUGUCUCGUGACCGCGGGGUUGGACAGGCAGGUCAAGCUCUGGAAUCUCGAGCCUUCCCCUGGUGGUGGGCCCAAGCCAAAGUCGAUCAGCCUAGUAGCCAGCAGAGACGUGGGCGCGGGCAAAGUCUUUGCGGCUUCCUUCUCACCGGACGAGCCGCUCGUCAUCGCUGCUGCGGGCUCGUCGGGCAAGGUCAAAGUGUGGGACGCUGGUCAGGCCAAGGGAGUCGCGAGCGUGUUUGGGGAGAGGGUGAGGGAGUUUGGGAGGGGCUUGAGGGAGAGGAGGAAGCGAGAUGCGGCUGCUGGUGAGGAUCAAGAGAAGGAGGACGAGGAA